Rhizophagus irregularis DAOM 181602=DAOM 197198 is the source of this 613-nucleotide messenger RNA. RefSeq lists its product as uncharacterized. The record is from RefSeq and is a predicted model, not a curated record. NCBI's taxonomy places the organism in Eukaryota, Fungi, Glomeromycota, Glomeromycetes, Glomerales, Glomeraceae.
AUUAAUAUGUAUCAUUCACAAGAAAAUAUUGACAAUAGUGCUCAUGAAUCCAAUUUAACUGGAUUCACUAAUCAUAAAUGCAAUAGGUUAUCGCAACCAACUGCAGAAACUUUUAUUCAAGCGGAAAAUAUUAACUGCAACGAUCCUUCUUGUAACUGUAAUUAUGAUGCUUCCGCGAUGAAUAAUAAUAAUUUUUCUGUUGCGCAUGCGACCAUUUCUCUUGAUCAUAGUACUAUGUCUCACAGUAUUUCAAACAAUAACGACAUUAUUUCUCCUGGCAAUACUAAUUAUCAGCAAUCAAUUUUUAAUGACGGUUCAGACAAUAAUAUUAAUAUCUCUCCCAACGACAAAUAUCAGCAAUCUAUGUUUAAUAAUACUACUUCACCUCCGCCACCACAAUUCCACCCGCAAUACAUUGAUCAAAAUUCGCCUCAAACUAAUGUCUUUCCUUCACUUAAUUCACUUGGUAUUGUUAUAAAUUCUCCUCAAACAUACGUUAUCAUUAUGCCAAAUCGUCAACAAGAUUUUUACCCGAAUCAUUCUAUCACUGAUAAUUUACAAACUCAAUUUAAACAAUAAAUUAAAAAAUAUGUAGAAAUUUAGGAUAUUGAGG